Molecule: messenger RNA, 363 nt
Organism: Cercopithifilaria johnstoni
Lineage: Eukaryota; Metazoa; Nematoda; Chromadorea; Rhabditida; Onchocercidae
Source: the annotation of a GenBank genome assembly
AAACCAUCUGGAAGUGGUACAAAACCAAAAGAUAUGGCUGAAGUCAAAAAAGCCAAAUCUAAGAAAGAGGCAAAACCAAAAGAAAAAAACACGACAGAAAUGAAUAAAAAGGGAUUGGGAUCCAGAAAGCGAAAAAUGGAAUCUGAUGACAAUGAUGAUGAUGACGAUGGUGACGUUCCUCCUAAACCAGCUUCUUCACGUCCUCGUGAAAGAACUCGACAGAUUAAGGCAGUUAAAUACACCUUUGAUGAUGAUGAUAAUGAUGAUGACAUUCCUGGAUUUUCUGAUAAUACACCAUCACCACACCGGAUGAAGCGACGAAAGAAGAUUGAAAGUGAUGAGGAAUUUGAGUUAAGCGGCUAA